CUUACUCCAGACUCAUAAAAGAUAACUUGUAAGAGAAAACAUGCUGCUAAUCAAGUAAUUGGCGUUACGUUUUUAAGCGGGACAAGAGAGAGCAGUUUAGACAUUUAAAAAGAUGAUCUUGGUCGAGGUUUAAGCUAAUGUAGCGCAUUACUGGUGCUUUUUGUGAACGUUUUAGAGUAGCCAUGCUUCAGGCGGUAGCGUGGUAAUGGAUAGUAGUGUUUAUGUUCGAGAAAGAGGCAGCCUUCGUCGAAUGACGUUAUCCUGGCACAACCAAAGCAUUAUCCUGGCACAGCCAAAACCAGCAACAUCAUGCAGAAGAACGAAUCCUCUCGUGCUGAGAAAAGAGCAUUUUAUUUUCACCUACAAUGAAGAAGGAAGUCUGCGAUACACCACUAAAUCUCUCUUUGACAUCACUCUGCUGUUUGUGGCCAACAACAUUCAGCACGUGGACUCUUUGGUAGGCUUCCCAGAGCAAAUAGGUGAUAAACUGUUUGCAGCAGCAGAGGAGAAUCGUGUAUUUUUGAACCCAGACGUGUCCCCAAAAGCCCUGAAGCUUUUCACUGAUGCAUAUGGGGAGAAUGUGCUUGGGUCGCUCUGUUUAAGAAACAGGUUUCCACUCCUGCAUGAGCGAAUAGACGAGAUAAAGAUGUUCCACAGCUUGAAGUCUCUGGACUUGUUUGGCUGCAGACUGGGAGAUUAUCAUGAAAUAUUCCAGCAUCUAACAUCCACACCACUAGCAAACAGCCUGAUCCAGCUGUUUCUUGGUGGUAACCAUCUGUCUGACGUUGCCCUGCAAAGACUGACCUUGCCCUUACGGAUGAUGCAGAAGAAACUGGACUGUCUCCAGCUCCUGGAUAUUUCCUACAAUCCCAUUUCAGAGCGGGCUCUCCGGUAUCUCAAAUGCUUCCCAAAGCUUUUAAAGCUUGAUGCAUCCGCAACCAAUAUGAAGCUUGACGCAGGAUUGAGGACGACUGUGUGGAACCUGUUGGGGCUCAUUCAUUCUGACCGACCCCUGGAGACAUUUGAUCACUCUGGAUGUAAAACUGAAGGUUGGGCAGAGCAGGUUGUAAAUCAGUGGGAAACAAGUGGCUUACAAGUGCCAAAGCAGAAGAGAGUUGAAGAAUUGCGGGCAUCUGCACUUGGUUUUUUUGGCAGACAGAGGUUCAUCAGAGAUGCGAUGAACACAGCGCCACUGACCGGUGAACAAUUGACAGAGUCCAACGCAGAGAAACUCCAUUUCUGCAAACCUGUAACAAACGAUUUCACGAAGGAGACGCCGGUUCCUUCUGCAAGAAACCACCAAGUCCCGUCUUCCUGUUGUAAUGUCAACAAAAGGAAGGGAAAGUCAAGCAAGGAUGGCACAUCACAUCACAGUCCCCCUAGCAAGCGUUCAAUCUCAUCGGGUUUUACAGAGGAGGACUUAGACUUGUUGAGCAGCUAUUAAAAAUGUGGCCAUACCCAAGCACUAUGAGGGUGACAGAACGAUGCGAGAGAAACCAGAAGUAUCCUGUUAUACUUUAACGUUCAGAAAUUCUAAAACUGUUUUUUGUUAAACAUGUUUAUUCUGUAAAUAAAUUGUUGCAUUUUGAA
Nothobranchius furzeri (turquoise killifish) is the source of this 1590-nucleotide messenger RNA. RefSeq names its product leucine rich repeat containing 42 (gene lrrc42). Lineage: Eukaryota; Metazoa; Chordata; Actinopteri; Cyprinodontiformes; Nothobranchiidae. The record is from RefSeq and is a predicted model, not a curated record.